This is a messenger RNA of Lathyrus oleraceus (garden pea), 678 nucleotides long. RefSeq names its product HVA22-like protein f. NCBI's taxonomy places the organism in Eukaryota, Viridiplantae, Streptophyta, Magnoliopsida, Fabales, Fabaceae. Bases 79 to 555 code for a protein of 158 amino acids. The record is from RefSeq and is a predicted model, not a curated record. The transcript has 5 exons.
GUAGUUCUAAAACAAAACACAAAUCUUACAAUAUAUAAACUAACCACCAAAGAUCUGAAUAACUCAAACUACUUCAUCAUGGGAGUCCUUGGAAGUAUGGCGAGAAAUUUGGAUACAAUAAUAGGGCCUGGAGUAAUGCUUCUUUUCCCUUUAUAUUCAUCCAUGAGAGCAAUUGAGAGUCCUUCAACCUUAGAUGAUCAGCAGUGGCUAACAUAUUGGGUUUUAUACUCCUUCAUAACCCUCUUUGAGCUUUCAUUUUACAAGAUCUUACAAUGGUUUCCCAUUUGGCCAUACAUGAAGCUUGUGUUUUGUAUGUGGUUGGUAUUACCAAUGUUCAAUGGAGCUGCAUUUAUAUAUGAGAAUUAUGUAAGGCAAUAUGUAAAGAACAUAGGAAAUUAUGGGGGUUUCAAUAAGUAUCAAGAUGAACAAAAGAAAGUCCUUCAAAUGAUUAGCUUGGAUACAAGAAAAGCUGUUGAACGUUACAUAGAUAGAUUUGGGCCUGAUGCCUUUGAGAGAGUAAUCAAAGUGGCUGAGAAAGAAGCAAGGAAGCACUAGAGAUUGGUUUUAAGAAUUUGAUAGUUUAAUAAUAUGUUGUCAUUAAAGAGUGUUUAAUGACUUGUGAGUUUCAGAAUUGUACUAUAAUUAAAAUAUAUUGAAUUCAAUCUUGAGCUUUAGAUA